Messenger RNA from Aspergillus sclerotioniger CBS 115572, 651 nucleotides. RefSeq lists its product as uncharacterized. The transcript has 2 exons. Lineage: Eukaryota; Fungi; Ascomycota; Eurotiomycetes; Eurotiales; Aspergillaceae. The coding region runs from base 1 to 651 and encodes 216 amino acids. The record is from RefSeq and is a predicted model, not a curated record.
AUGACUCUGAUUAACAGAAAAAAGGAGUAUUAUAAGUGUUUUGAUCAAAGGAACAGCAACAGAUUAGCGGUUAUUAUCACUUUUGCAUACCUACAAGGAUUUCAGGACAAGGACGAAAGAGGCCUCGAGGGAAAGGUGAUUGAAGAAAACAACAACAAAAACAUGGAGUACGCUGGUAAGAGAGAAAGAAGUUCCGGCCAGCAUGGCCGGCACAAAAGAAUAUUGCGACACCACGGUGGCGACUUGGAUCGGCGGUCUGGAGGAGUGAGAGUGAAUCUUCCGGAAAGGCGGCCGGAAGAAAAUCAGUGGCAGUAUGAAUUAUGGGACGGACAUUCACACAUCCCAAAGGGAGCCUUCACCACGUCCAGGCGAAAAUGCGACCGAAUUACGCUGGAAGAACAAUACCGAGUCAACACUCUGUUUGAGCGGAAGGAAGAUAAAAUGCAAAUUAUACAUGUAGCCAAAUCUUCCGAAGAAGGACCCGGAGGAGAAACAGAAUGGAAAAAGAAGGCUAUUACGGAAUCCCUAAUGUGGGGAACCAAGGGAAACCAAUCAUAUCUGUCAAUAUAUACUUAUGUCUGUGAUGCCGAAGGAAGAUACUAUUCUGGAAAAAUCAAAGGUGCUGAAAAUCCUAGACUGGCCGAACUGUAA